GACUCACAGAGGAAGGAGCAGGACUAACGUCCACAGCGGAUCACCACCGUUCGUACAAAGCUCUAAGGAGCUCAUCUCCACCAGUAAAGCUGUAUAAGCACCGGGUUGACGGGACGGAAGGAAGCGGCUCGUCGUACGGGGAGCUGCCUUCUGACAUCGCCAUGAGCUACAAACCCAUAGCUCCCGCGCCAUCCGGCUCCAACCACACUCCCCCAGGCUCGUCCGUGCCCUCUCCCUCUCUCCCCUCAUCAUCCAGCUUUAGGCCGGCGUUCAGUGACUUCGGCCCACCCUCCAUGGGCUUUGUGCAGCCUGUCAAAGUGUCACAAGGGUCCACUUACAGCGAGCUCCUAUCUGUCAUCGAGGAGAUGAGCCGUGAGAUCAGGCCUACGUACGCUGGGAGCAAGAGCGCUAUGGAGAGGCUAAAGAGAGGGAUAAUCCACGCCCGUGCACUUGUCAGGGAGUGUCUGGCAGAGACGGAAAGAAGCGCCCGCACAUAACCCUUUGGAAAAGCUCCCUGCACCCUUCCCCUGUAAAAUCCCUCCCUCGUCAUUGUCUGAUUUACCGCCUUUUUCUUUAUCCUUCCAUGUUUUGGCUUUUUAUAGGUGCAGAAAAUCCUUAUUGUCUUCACUGAUCCCUGAAUCCGGUUCUGUUUUUCUGUGACCUGUGAGGUGUAUGCAACACGCAGUUUUGUAUCUACUUUGAAAUAAGUGUGUGGGGAAUUUAAACACAUUUUUAAGUAGACACUGGGAAAACACAUUUUUAAGUAGAGUCGUGGGAAAAAGCUUGGAUGGGAAUGUUUAUAGUAUUUGUUCAAUAAUUGCAGUUGACCAAGAAGACUGACUUUUCUUAAAAUGUUCACCAUUUAAGAGAAGCAAAGUUUAAACUGCACAUGUCCUCAAGUUUCUAAUCCGAACGCCACUCUGAAACCACUUCAUGUUUUCUGAUUUCCUUUGUUUUCACCAUAUUAUGUAGUGUAAACACACAGUAGUUGUUUCGCAGACCCAAUACCUCUGUACAUCUCAAGUCAAUUUGUUAGUACGGAAAUUUUGUAAACCAGAUUUUUGCAGUUCAUUAUGUAUAUCUUAAUUAAAUAACAUGAAAAAA
Molecule: messenger RNA, 1104 nt
Organism: Limanda limanda (common dab)
Lineage: Eukaryota; Metazoa; Chordata; Actinopteri; Pleuronectiformes; Pleuronectidae
Gene: cdk2ap2
Product: cyclin dependent kinase 2 associated protein 2
Exons: 5
Coding region: 162-497 (111 amino acids)
Biological process (GO): negative regulation of G1/S transition of mitotic cell cycle; regulation of microtubule cytoskeleton organization
Cellular component (GO): microtubule; cytoplasm; nucleus
Source: RefSeq, a predicted model, not a curated record